Molecule: messenger RNA, 927 nt
Organism: Rhodotorula toruloides NP11
Lineage: Eukaryota; Fungi; Basidiomycota; Microbotryomycetes; Sporidiobolales; Sporidiobolaceae
Exons: 3
Coding region: 1-927 (308 amino acids)
Cellular component (GO): nucleus
Source: RefSeq, a predicted model, not a curated record
AUGAAGUGGGUUGUCCUCCCCGCUUCACUCGCACUCGCCAAGAUAGGCUUCAAGAUGGCGGAGCAGCUCAUUCCAGUGCUUGUACAACUGUACCACCCGCACCCGCGCACCCUAUCGCUCGCGCUACCCGCCGCGACACCCCUCGCCUCGCUGCCAUCUCUCCUCGACGAGUACUGCCCGACAUCGCAGCAGCGCCUCUCAUACGCCAGUGGACGGUCGCUCCCACGGCUGUCGUCGACCGUACCUGUCUCGAGUCUCGCCGGAGUGCGGACAGAUGAAGGUGGAUUCGUGACUCUCCGCCUGGGAGUUAGGCUGCCUGGUGGCAAGGGAGGAUUCGCAAGUCAGCUGAGGGCGCAGGGUGGCCGGAUGAGCAGCAACAAGGCGCAGAACACCGACUCGUGCCGCAGCCUUGACGGGCGGAGGCUGAGUACGAUCAAGGAGGCGCAGAAGCUCGCCAAACUCCUCGAAUCCGAACCCGACCGCCUCGCCGCCGCCGCCCUCGUCAAGCAGCAAAAGCUCGACGAGCUGAACGCCGAGAUCAAGCGUCUCGAGCGGCAAGCGGGCGUAGAUGCCGCGCAGUCCGGAGCAGUCGAGGCGAGCGGAUCGGGAAGUGCGCCAUCGACUGGCGGAGGCGGAGGAGGCGGGAAUAAGCGCAAGCUGGAUGCGCACUAUGUCGAGGAGAGUAGGGAGAUUGUGAGCGGAGUCAAGGACGCUGUCAAGGCUGCCAUGAUGAAGAAGCGCAAGAAGGCGAAGGCUACCGCUUCAGCCGAUGCUGCUAUCUCGAACGACGCGACGAAGGCGACGGGCUCGUCCGGCAGCGAAGGCGAGAAGGAGAACACCGUCAAGGAGCAGUCGAAGUCCGACCCGAAGGGCAAGGGUAAGGCGAAGGCGGUCCAGGAGGAAGAAGCGGCAACGGCAGAAGCUUAG